This is a messenger RNA of Pseudogymnoascus destructans, 894 nucleotides long. RefSeq lists its product as uncharacterized. The transcript has 3 exons. Lineage: Eukaryota; Fungi; Ascomycota; Leotiomycetes; Thelebolales; Thelebolaceae. The coding region runs from base 1 to 894 and encodes 297 amino acids. The record is from RefSeq and is a predicted model, not a curated record.
AUGAUUUCUAGCAGUCAACCAAGUGAGAGUCCAAAAAUUAGCCCCAGCCUCUUUGCUCAAUCGUCUUCUACUCUGCGUGGCGGCACUCAGGAACCAGAGAAGCCAGAACAUGGAUUCGAAGAGUUUAUGGACAGUAUUCAAGGUUCUAACCGAAUUGAGAAUGUCUUGAUCUCAUCAUCUCCUAAUAUAAGGCACAAAAGGGACAGGUCACCAUCGUCACCAACAUUACCACAGCCGUUGAAUGUAUCACCUGUCAAGCUGGUAACCAAGGGCCUGCAAAAUGCUGGCAGUAUCGCAGGGUCCGAUCGCCCCCCAAAGAAACUCAAGGAGUCGCAUGCGGAGCCAGAAAGUGAAACACGGUUUUAUUAUCAGUGCAAAUCAGGUCAGGAUUUGCUUCUUCCAGUUGCUGUUAAUGACACAGUAAUCCGUCUCCGAACGAAAAAGGAGAUGGAGGAAUCUGGAAAGCAGUCAAAAUAUGAUGUUUUCGAUGGGCCUUGGACGGUCCUUGGCAUCUCAGAAACAUCAUUCCCUCUUAGCUUUGACUUCUUUGUUCUCGAGGAGGAGGAUUCUGAUUCUACAGUAUCUCGACAAGCUAAGUGGGACAAAAUGCUGACAACUAAGGUCAAACUGAACUUCCCAGAGGGAUCGAUGGCAGACUCGUGGGUGGAAAUCUCAAGGCUUCUUCCAGCCAUUGAUCACAAGGCUGUCGGUGAUUCAUAUGAGGUUGUUAAGAUCCGGCAGAAGCGCCUUAGAUUAUACACCAGGGCUGAAGCCAAACAAAUGGAGGCUACACAAUACGAUGACAAGUGGGUAAAGACGCUUUUGGCUCAACAUGGCCAUAUUGCGCGGAAUAAGAUAAUCGUUGACGAGUAUUUGUGCAGUUGGGCUGGAUGA